This is a messenger RNA of Saccostrea cuccullata (small rock oyster), 2711 nucleotides long. RefSeq lists its product as uncharacterized. The transcript has 4 exons. Lineage: Eukaryota; Metazoa; Mollusca; Bivalvia; Ostreida; Ostreidae. The record is from RefSeq and is a predicted model, not a curated record. The coding region runs from base 260 to 1390 and encodes 376 amino acids.
UCUUCUAUUUUGGUUGAAAUCUGUAAACUGUUAUUGUGGAAAUGAGGCCCCUGUUAUUCUUGUAGCUACUCACGCAGAGGGAAAAUCGGAACAGAAAAGGACGGAAUAUUACCAAGAACUUAUCAAGACGUUUCCUGUGUCUUCGACGAUUAAAACACACUUGUGCAGCGAUAGAUAUUUUACAUUAAGUCUUAAAAAGCAUGAUGCAGCAUGUAUUGAAAGUCUAGAUGAAUUAGAAAGAAGCAUUGUGGAAGUAGUUAUGUCACAAAAACAGUGGGGAGAAGAGAUACCCCUGGAUUGGGCCAUAUUUGAAAAAUUCAUUUCAGAGAAAAAAGAAACAAAGCUUCAGAAACUGGACAAAUUAAAGAAAUCAUUUGAUGAAUUGCUUCCUUUAAGCAGACAGGAAUUCAAAGAUUUAUUACGCUUUUAUCAUGAUAUUGGUGUGAUUCUAUAUUUUUCAUCAGAAGAACCAAUAAAAAAUGAUGACCGUCAGUUUCAGUUUGGUACUGAAAUAGUUAUCCUGGAUAUUCAGUGGUUUGUCAAUUCAUUCAAAUAUGUUAUAACUGAUUCAAAGCAAGCCAGUUUCAAUAAAGUAAUUGAUGCAGCCCCCACUAGAGAGGCGCUUGAUACAUUUACAACUACAGGAGAAAUAUCCGGGGCAUUCUUACGAGCAAUCUGGACAGUUACAAAAAAUCAAACAGCAGUUGAAUACAAGGAUGAUAUGAUGAAAUACAUGGAACGAUUGGGUCUCAUGGCGAUAGAAGAAAAGUCAGAUAUAUGUUUUAUUCCAAGUAUGAAUAGAAUGAAAGUCCCAAAGGAUGUUAAAUCAAAGAUUCAUUCCCGUCUUAAAAAAUCACCAACUCUGUACUUCAGAUUCCCUGUUUUACCUGUAUUUCUCUUCUACAGACUGAUUGUGUGUUGUUUAAAGUCGCAGUGGGAACCUUUGAUGGACGGAAGAAAAUGUAUCUAUAUUGACACUGCUAUGUUUUAUUAUCAAAAACACGUUUUAGUUUUAGGAGUCAGUGAGAGUUAUAUACAGUUGAUGCUGUAUAAUGAUGAUGAUCAGACGCAAGAAGAAUUAAUACAGAGGACCUUUGGUGAUGUUAAAAGAAAAGUAAUGAAAAUGUUGUAUUCUUUAACAAAAACAUUUAACAUCGACCUUCAUUAUGAAGUUGGAUAUAGCUGUACACCUACAGAAUUUGGAAAAGAGCUAGAAAACACUUUUUUGAUAGAGAAGGAUUUAUUUGAUUACAACGGGAAACAAUGCCCCCUCCACGCACACACAAAAGAUCAUGGUGUUGGAGCUUUACGCAGAUUCGCGAAAAUGAUCCCCUUAACAUUAUAUGGAGAAUCUGACGAGGAAUAUGAAUGGCACGCAGUAUCCUUUUGAAGGUCGCAAUUUUAGAGGCGAUGGGUACAAAAAUUAUAAUUGAUCUGAAAACCCUGACAAGGGAAAUGAGAAAUGUUCAAAUUCUCAAACUCGAACAUCCUAUUUUGGAAGGACAUAACUUUCUGUACAACCGCAUAUUGUUUAUACAAUAUCAAGCUAUAAUACUUUGCUACAAAAAAUGGGUAAACUAGCCUUUAAUGUUCAUAUGAGAUAGCAAAAGGUUAUUAUUUUAAAAAAAAGUUUUGGUGCAUCCCCCGAUGCUGGGUGCCUACUAUGUGCUACAUUUAUUUUGUAAUUAGCAUAGAAAUGAUAUGACAAAUGUACAUAUAUGCAUUGAUGAAUAUGCCACAACUUUUAUCUUUUGAGCAAUAUGGACUUUUUUAUCUAUUUAAUUCUAUAAUGCUAAUAAAUUUUGUAAAUAAUAUGUAAAAAUAUUUGUUUUCUAAUAUGAAUAAAAUUGUGGAUGUAAAAAUUGCAAAAUAUGUAAGCAUAUAACUGUCAAUGAAAGUCAAAAUUAAAACAGGAAUAUAAUAUGUAAAAUUGUGUGCUAUAUUCUCGACAGCAGAAAUUUUAAAAAGAGAAUUUUUCCAAAAAAUAUAUAUAUAUGGAACAUUUAUCUAAAAAGAAAAUAAUGAGAAUACGUAGCCAUUAUCCUUUUUUUCCAUGCAUUUUAAAACACCAGCUUAAUCGAUUCAUGCUGACGGAUUAUUAUUUUUUAAUUACAAUUGAGGUCUAGAUUUAACUUGAAAAUAAAAAGUAUAAAUAUUUAAUGUUCGAUUGGAUACGUUGUUCCAUCAUGCACUGCCGACGACAAUAUGUGUACGAUAUUGUACUGCCCCCAGUUUUGUAUUAAAAAAGAAGAAAAAACUGUAUCUGGAAUAAAUAAUCAAAAAGUUAAAUGAAGGUUAAAAUAUUAAUAGUAAGAAUGGAAAAAUACUCGUUUGUUUAUAAGUUCUGCGUUUCCUAUUCAUGUAAUAUAAAUUAAACUCCCAAAGAACAAUCAGCGAUUUUAACCUAUUAAGAUCAACUCUGGCUUAAGGAGCAUUUUUAAUUCAAAGAGUUCAUUAAUCUGUUGUAUACAGCACACGAAUAAAAUCCUUUCAAUAUUCCUAACAAUGUGAAAAGUAGUAUAAAUAUACCCUCACGUGAGUUAUAUACAGGUGCGGACUGUUUACACGUGAAAUUAUAUUUUUUCCAACAUUCUUCAUUUUGGCACUUAUUUGUAACAGCAAUUCACUUUUUGUAUCAAUCUCAUAUGUUUUUGUUAAAAUUUAUUGAUUUGAAAUGCAUAUGCUAUAUUUUGCAAAAGAAUAUUUGUAUA